Molecule: messenger RNA, 2126 nt
Organism: Colossoma macropomum (tambaqui)
Lineage: Eukaryota; Metazoa; Chordata; Actinopteri; Characiformes; Serrasalmidae
Gene: mgat4c
Product: mgat4 family member C
Biological process (GO): protein N-linked glycosylation
Molecular function (GO): acetylglucosaminyltransferase activity
Source: RefSeq, a predicted model, not a curated record
UCGUUAGGGGUUGUUUUCGCCGAAGAACAGAGCGUCGCUGUUAACCUGACUAACGUUUCGCCGCGAGAUUGUUCUUACGGACCGUGUGUGUCUGUGUUCGCUGCUGAAACGGUCAUUCGCUGCCACACAGUCAGUAAGUCAGCCAGUCAGUCAGUCUGCCUCUCACAGCCGUCAGAAUGUGCCAGCAGCGGAGUUGAAGAUGCCAGUCUGGAUUCCUCCUGAGAGCUCGCCGAGUGCUCCUGACGCCACAGUGAAAAUGCAUGGCAGUUUGAUCUGUGGAGAAAGCCUCAACCAAUAAUGGCCCAUAGGAUAAGCAAUAUAAAGGUAACAGAUGAUCCGUUGUUUCUGGGUGCACUGCAUGUCAUCUCCUGCAGCCUUCACGCACUCUUCUGCAAACACAUCUGAGCCCUGCAAACAGAUUUGAGCAGUAGCGUCCCCAUCAUGAGGCUUCUGUUGAAGUACCUGGAUAAAAUGAGAUGUUUUCGGAAGCGUUCCACCAUCCCUUUUCUGGUGGUUCUUAUCACCUUCCUCCUCUUCAUGAACCUCUACAUGGAGGAUGGUUAUGUACUGGAGGAGGACAAACGGCAGUUGAGGGAGACCUCAAUGCACCCGCUAAAUUCUGAGAGAUAUGUUCACACCUUCAAAGACAUCACUAAUUUCUCUGGAACCAUUAAUGUGACCUAUCGCUACCUAGCUGGAACACCUUUGCCUCGAAAAAAGUAUCUAACUAUUGGAUUGUCAUCAGUGAAAAGAAAACGAGGAAAUUACCUUUUGGAGACCAUAAAAUCCAUUUUUGACCAGUCCAGCUAUGAGGAACUCAAAGAGAUUGUAGUAGUGGUCCACCUGGCAGACUUUGACCUAGCUUGGUGUGAAAGUCUGGUUCAGGAGAUCUCCAGGAAAUUUGGGCAUCAUAUCAUUGCAGGGCGUCUACUGGUCAUCCACGCUCCUGAGGAGUAUUACCCGUCUCUUGAUGGUCUGAAGAGGAACUACAACGACCCUGAGGACCGGGUUCGGUUCCGCUCCAAGCAGAAUGUAGACUACGCUUUCCUCCUGAACUUUUGCACCAACCUCUCCGACUUCUACAUGAUGCUGGAGGAUGACGUACGGUGCUCACGGAACUUCCUCACUGCCUUGAAGAAGGUGGUCACAUCCAGAGAAGGCUCGUAUUGGGUAACAUUGGAGUUCUCCAAGCUGGGCUACAUCGGGAAGCUUUACCACUCUCGAGAUCUUCCCAGGCUUGCACACUUCCUCCUCAUGUUCUACCAGGAGAUGCCUUGCGAUUGGCUCCUGAUUCAUUUCCGAGGCCUUCUGGCUCAGAAGGACGUGAUCCGUUUCAAGCCGUCCCUUUUCCAGCACAUGGGCUACUACUCCUCGUACAAGGGGGCUGAGAAUAAACUGAAGGAUGACGACUUUGAGGAGGACUCGCUUGAUAUCCCAGACAACCCACCUGCCACCCUGUAUACGAACAUAAACGUGUUUGAGAGCUACGACGCUGCCAAAGCUUACAGUAGUGUGGAUGAAUACUUCUGGGGAAAGGCUCCUUCCACUGGAGACUUCUACGUCAUAGUGUUCAACAAGGCCACGAAAAUCAGUAAAAUUAAGAUCACCACUGGAACAGAUGAUCGACAGAAUGAUAUUUUGCAUCAUGGAGCGUUGGAAGUUGGCGAGAAACUGGUAGGAACGAAGAAAGGGAGGCAGUGCUCCUCCUACAUCACACUAGGAGAGUUUAAAAAUGGGAACAUUGAGGUUCAUGAUGUGGAUCAUAAGAUAUCUUUUGAUAUCGAAUGUGUUCGCAUUGUGGUCACAGCAAGCCAGAAGGAAUGGCUGAUCAUCAGAAGUAUCAGCCUGUGGACUACACAGCCUCCAAGUCAGUAAGGACUGCUGUGGAUCGUUACAAUAAUCAUCACAUGAAGGCACAACAAUCAAUUGUCCAGUUUGCUUUGUUUAUUUAUCUAUUUAUUUAGUUUUCUAUUUAUUAGAUUAUUUAUUCAUUUUUUAUAUCCAAGAACUCUUUCGUUUUGCUUCAGACUUUAAGUAUAUAUAGGAAGUACAUACUGAACUUUAAGAUUCAUAUUUUUCUGAUGACUUAGACCGCAACUCUUCAUGAAUGAGAACAUUUUCAAGUU